Phytomonas sp. EM1 is the source of this 552-nucleotide messenger RNA. Lineage: Eukaryota; Euglenozoa; Kinetoplastea; Trypanosomatida; Trypanosomatidae. The record is from the annotation of a GenBank genome assembly.
AUGGGGGUGAUUUUCUACGAUUUUCCCGCCGCCAUCGCGGCGUCGUUGCGUUUUAGCGGGAUCCUUUUCGUUCUCGACGGGAUCGAAAUCCUCGGGGAGGAUCUCCCGGCGGUGCUCGCCGCGUGGUGGGGGGAUCCGCACUGCGAGGUGCUCCUCGCCUGGCCGUCGACACUCCCUGUGGCGCGAUUUCCCUUCCCGGGGGGUGUCGCGUUCGUGGAUACGGUGGGGAUGCUCUCCCAGCGGGAGCUUGAGCGCGAGGCGGGGGGGAUUCGCCUCCCGCGCUACCUGCGAUGCGGGGGCGAGCGAUUUCCACUUGAGAUUUUUAUGGGUUGCCCGGGUUACCUCGCGCUCGUGCUUUCCCUCGUGCGGUCUCUGAAAUCACCACCUUUUUCCACGAUGGUAUCCCUUCACGGCGAGGGGAGGCAUAGUCCCCCGCCAGAGCAGCCGUACGACAUUUGCAUUGAAGAGGAAGGCGCGCGAGAGGUUCUCAGCCAAAUGAACCAGUUUGUUUCCGCGUUCAGGCAGCCCAUUCCUUCUGUGGUGUCUUUUUGA